AUGGUGCCAAAAGUUUCCAGCAAGUUUGCCAGAAGGCUCUUACCUCUUGGUAGCAAUUUGAUCGAGACAUCGACGAAGAAACCAAUUGUGGGAAACGGAGCAACGAAUUUGGGUAAUAGAUGCGAUACUUUCACUAUGCUGACAUACAAUAUGUUAUCACCUUACUAUAUGUGGCCACAGGUGUACACGUAUGUUCCAGAUAAAUUCAAAGAAUGGAGCUACCGACACGCACUUUUGGAAAAAGAGAUUCUUAACAAGUACCGUGCCGAUAUCAUGUGUGUUCAGGAGCUGACAUGGAAAGAUUACGAUAGUUUUUGGCAGGAACAUUUGGAACAAGAUCUGAAUUACGGCAGUAGUUUCAUAGCGAAAACACCUCCCAAAUAUUGGCAAAGACCCGAAAAUGAGAUGGAUGGUGUGGGCAUCUUUUACAACCGCGAGAAAUUCGACCACAUCUCUUCAACGAGCAUAUAUCUUAGCGAUAUGAUUGGAAUUUUCAAUAUCAAGGAGUUGAACUACUUGAAAAGCACUAUAAUCACGCUCACGAACGGUGCAGGAGAACCUGUGGGCAAAGAGAGUUUGCUGAAUGUAUUACACAGCCGAAAUCAAGUGUGUCUUUUUGUGUCAUUGAUGCACCGGAAAACUAAGACCUUGUUUGUCGUAAUCAAUACACAUUUGUAUUGGAAAUACGACGAAGUCAAAUUGUGCCAAUGUCUCACGAUUAUGCGGAAAUUGGAUCGAAUUAUAAGGCAGCUCUUGAUGGGUAUUGAAGGCGCGACAUAUUCCAAAAUCAAGAUUUUAUUCACUGGAGAUUUAAACUCGCUACCCGACUCGCCCGUCGUGAACUUUUUAAAAGGUGACGUAGUGUCGAGAGCUGAUUUUAACCUUGUCAAUCCGCUACGUCCGUAUUUGAAUCGUUACAUCUAUCAAGAUACUUCAGAAAACGCGUUUGACUACACAUGCUACUCGGGGAAGUUGAAGGGUAUUUUUGAUUAUAUUUGGUAUCAUGAUACAGAUUUCCGUCUUAAAAAAGUACUCACAGGUAUUGAGGUUACCGAAGAACUGAAAUAUUUGCAGCAGUUCGGAUUACCAAACGAGUAUCAUCCAAGCGACCAUAUCCCAGUUUUGACUGAGUUUGAAUUGCUCAGCUGA
Molecule: messenger RNA, 1149 nt
Organism: Lachancea mirantina
Lineage: Eukaryota; Fungi; Ascomycota; Saccharomycetes; Saccharomycetales; Saccharomycetaceae
Source: the annotation of a GenBank genome assembly